This is a messenger RNA of Drosophila gunungcola (fruit fly), 2103 nucleotides long. RefSeq names its product protein eiger (gene egr). Gene Ontology annotation, molecular function: tumor necrosis factor receptor binding; receptor ligand activity. Lineage: Eukaryota; Metazoa; Arthropoda; Insecta; Diptera; Drosophilidae. Gene Ontology annotation, biological process: immune response. The record is from RefSeq and is a predicted model, not a curated record. Gene Ontology annotation, cellular component: membrane. The coding region runs from base 614 to 1864 and encodes 416 amino acids. The transcript has 7 exons.
UUUACACUCAUUCUCUUUCAAAUCGUCGACGCGAACGGACGUUUAAUAAAAACCGGUAAAAUCGAAGCAUAACAAGCGCGUGCGUGCGUGCUUAGCAAAAAAAACGUUAACCGUUUCAGUUAACUACCAAGAUCGAAUUUCGCCAGUGGGCAAAUUACUAAAAAUAAGUGUGUUUUGCUGGGCUUUUAUCGCGGACAAGAACUGAUAAAACAAGAAAAUAUCUCGCAAAACUCGUUCUCGCAAGUCUCUUGUGCAAAUUGCCGAUCGCGGAAGGGAAAAACAACCAGCAACAGCAGCCCCAAGAAAAUCUGUCCCGUCUAGACAAGGAACAUAUUAUCUCUCAAAAAGGGCAUAGUCAGCAGCCGCAAAGAAAUAUAUCUUAUAUGUAGAUGUCGCAGCUUAUCUAAAGCUGUCUGUAAAAGUGUUUUGCAGUAUAGUGUGAUUGUGAAUGUGAUUGUGAUUGUAUAGUGUACAUAACGACAAAGCUCAAGUGGGAGCAGCUGUCGAGUGCCCUUGAGUGGGGGUGGGCAAGAUCGUCAUUAUCAUCAGCAUCGCAUCUGGAGGCCCCAGCCGAUUCGAUCUAAAAUCCACAGUGCCACAGUGCUCAUCAAUUAUGACUGCCGAGACUCUCAAGCCGUUUAUAACGCCAACGAGUGCCAACGAAGGUUUUCCGGCCAAAGUGACCAGUGCGGCGUCCGCCAAGCGCCGCACCCGCCAGCUGAUCCCCUACGUCUUGGGGGUCAUCGGACUGGGACUGGUCAUCGCCAUUAUGACUCUUACGAUCUGGCAGACAUCGCGGAUCACGCAUCUGGACAAGGAGUUAAAGAGUCUGAAGCGAGUCGUCGAUCAUCUCCAGCAGCGAUUGGGCAUUAACUAUCUGGAUGAGUUUGACGAGUUCCAAAAGGAGUACGAGAAUGCGCUCAUCGACUUUCCCAAAAAGGUGGAUGGCCUCACGGAUGACGAGGACGAGGACGAGGACGAUGUCGACGGUCUGGAUCCUACUGGGGACGAGGAGGAGGACGAUGACAACUAUAGCUCCCUGGAUGAUGGUGACACGGACUACGAUGACUACACCGAUAUGAUAAACAAGCUGCAAAAUCUGCACACUGAGCAGACCACGCCCACAUCUGAGACCACCGCCGAGGGCGAGGGCGAAACGGAUAGCGCCUCCUCCGCCUCGAAUGACGAUAAUGUGUUUGACGACUUUACCAGCUAUAAUGCCCACAAAAAGAAGCUGGAGAGAAAAUCUCGUUCGAUUGCCGAUAUUGGCAAUGAGCAGCAGAAUAUAGGGGGAAAUCACACGGAGCUAGAGGAAAAGCCAUCCAAUGAGGCAGUUUUAAAGGAGAGCUCCGCUAAACUUCACCACCGACGCAGGAUGCAUUCCCGGCGCCGUCACUUAGUUCGCAAAGGUGAAUCUCUUAUUUCAGCCAGAUCCGAUGACUCGAGGCCAGCCGCCCAUUUCCACCUGAGCAGCAGGAAGCGUCACCUAGGGAAUAUGGGCUAUCAUGGGGAUAUGUACAUUGGCAAUGAUCACGUGAAAAACUCAUAUGAAGGACACUUUCAAGCGCACGAUGGCGUGUUGACGGUGCUCACUCCGGGCCUAUAUUACGUAUACGCCCAGAUAUGCUACAAUAAUUCGCACGACCAGAACGGGUUCAUCGUCUUCCAAGGAGACACGCCCUUCCUGCAGUGCUUGAACACGGUGCCCACCAACAUGCCCCACAAAGUGCACACCUGCCACACCAGCGGACUCAUCCACUUGGAGCGCAAUGAGAGGAUCCACCUGAAGGACAUUCACAACGAUCGCAAUGUCGUCCUGCGGGAGGCGAACAAUCGAAGCUACUUUGGCAUCUUCAAGGUGUGAGCAUGAGAGAUUAUUCCUGCACGGAAAGCCAGUCUUAGCUUUAGUAGUCCCUGCGACUGCUCGUGAAUGCGAUUCACCGCCAGCGUGGAUCCAUUAGUUCGUAGCCCGUAGUCUUAGUCACUCAUAACCUAAUCUCAAAACGAAUCACGCAAUCGCACAAAAAUCAUAUUUAUUUUGUAUAUACUCCUUCAGCUUAAACUAUACGACGAAAAAGUGAAUAAAAAUCUAGUAUAACUUUA